ACGGCAGCGCCGUUUUGCCCUAAUUUUCCGCACGAAUUGACAAGUCGGUCUUUCGUGCAGUUGCUCGAGUCGCGGAGACAUCGUUUUGCAAUGACGACUAAAGUAUCUCGUGAUACGCUCUAUGAGUGCGUGAAUGGCGUGCUGGCGGCUUCUAAGGACAAGAAGCGUGGCUUCCUGGAGACAGUGGAGCUGCAGAUUGGCCUGAAGAACUAUGAUCCCCAGAAGGACAAGCGUUUCUCCGGCACAGUCAAGCUGAAGCACAUCCCCAGGCCGAAGAUGCAGGUGUGCAUUCUGGGUGAUCAGCAGCACUGUGACGAGGCUAAGGCUAAUGAGGUGCCCUUCAUGGACGCUGAGGCACUGAAGAAGCUGAACAAGAACAAGAAGCUGGUGAAGAAGUUGGCCAAGAAGUACGACGCUUUCCUGGCCUCUGAGUCUCUCAUCAAGCAAAUUCCACGUCUGCUGGGUCCUGGCCUCAACAAGGCCGGCAAGUUCCCUGGUCUCCUGUCCCACACGGAGUCCAUGACGCAGAAAAUCGACGAAGUGAAGGCCACCAUCAAGUUCCAGAUGAAGAAGGUUCUGUGUCUCUCCGUGGCCGUUGGACACGUGAACAUGCCCACUGAUGAACUGGUGCAGAACAUCCAUUUGUCCAUCAACUUCCUGGUGUCGCUGCUGAAGAAGCACUGGCAGAAUGUGCGCUCUUUGCACAUCAAAUCCACCAUGGGACCACCCCAGCGUCUCUACUAAGGAGGACCUGAUGUACCCUAGACAACGUGGUAUGCCAAUAAAAAAAGGUAUAAAUUGACAAAA
This is a messenger RNA of Phlebotomus argentipes, 807 nucleotides long. It is a transcript of the gene RpL10Ab, whose product is annotated as large ribosomal subunit protein uL1. The record is from RefSeq and is a predicted model, not a curated record. Gene Ontology annotation, molecular function: RNA binding; structural constituent of ribosome. NCBI's taxonomy places the organism in Eukaryota, Metazoa, Arthropoda, Insecta, Diptera, Psychodidae. The transcript has 3 exons. Gene Ontology annotation, cellular component: large ribosomal subunit. Bases 91 to 744 code for a protein of 217 amino acids. Gene Ontology annotation, biological process: translation.